This is a messenger RNA of Sardina pilchardus (European sardine), 3690 nucleotides long. RefSeq names its product major histocompatibility complex class I-related gene protein-like. The transcript has 8 exons. Bases 49 to 1182 code for a protein of 377 amino acids. NCBI's taxonomy places the organism in Eukaryota, Metazoa, Chordata, Actinopteri, Clupeiformes, Clupeidae. Gene Ontology annotation, biological process: immune response. The record is from RefSeq and is a predicted model, not a curated record. Gene Ontology annotation, cellular component: external side of plasma membrane.
GUAGGCCUAUACGGGCGGAAAAGCCAAAUAUCAUUGCUGUCAGUCCACAUGGCGCUGAAAACAAUCAUUAUUGUGCUUCUUUUCAGUUGUUUCCCCUCUUCGACCGAAAACCAUACCCUGCUUCAGUGCUGCAUAGCCCUAUCGGGAAUCAAAGGCUUCCCAGAUUAUAUGGAGUUUGAAAUGUUUGAUGGUCAAUUCUGUAGCUGUUAUAACAGUAUCACACACACGAAAAUCCCCAAGAAUCAAUGUAUGAAGGACCACCUGGAUCCAAAAUUCUGGGAUACUAUCACUGAGGAGUCAAUGAAAAAGGAGCAUGAUGUCACCGGUGACUUUGAAUACACAAAACAUUUCCAUAAUGUGACUGGAGUGCAUGUAUUCCAGAGGAUGUAUUUAUGCCAGUGGGAUGAUGAGAGUAAUUACACAUCUGAUAGUGUGAGAUCUUGGUAUGAUGGAGAGAAAUGGAGUGAGGCUCAUGCGCCAAAUGUAUUUUCUGGCAAAGAUGAGUGGGGAAUAAAGGCAAAGUAUCUGUUUCCUCAGAAGUGCUAUGAGCAGCUACAAAAAUAUGUUACACAAGGGAAGGAAUGCCUGAACAGGAAAGUCCCCCCAGAUGUCUCUCUGUUCUUGAGCUACUCUUCCAGCUCUUCAGUGGUGUGCCACGCUACAGGUUUCUACCCUGAGGUAGUGAACAUCACUUGGAAGAGAGAUGGACAGGUGAUGAUGGAGGAUGUGGAUGUGGGGAGGUGGGGAACACUGCCCAAUGGGGAUGGGACCUUCCAGAACAGAGCCGUGAUCACUGCAUCACCUGAGGAGAGGAAGAACAGCGAGUUCACCUGUGAAGUGGCACACGUCAGCGGACUCAUCAUCAAGACCCUGCCAAAGGAAAAUGGUUCUUGGUCUGGUAUUGUUGUGAUUGUGAUUGGAAUUGUGAUUGUGAUUGGAAUUGUGAUUGUUGUGAUUGGGCCAUUCUUGUGGAAAAGAAUGAGGACCCGAAAUGUGACUGGACUUACGCCACAGAGGAGGCCAGACCAAGACGCUGCCUCUGGAUGCUGCGUCAGGUUCUCAGAUCUGAAUGAUGGAUGUGUUGGACCUCUACUGGCACAGUCUGACAAUGUUCCAUUCUACGCCUGUAUUUCAUCCGCAAAUUCCCGGUCUGAAAACUACUUUUCACACCAGCCUGUCUGACAUUUUUACACGGCAUUUCCUGUUUUUCAAUUUUAACACAAUUCUGUGUGAACUGAAGUAUACGGUUCUUAUAUUUGGCAACAUCUGUCAUUGAGCUCGUUCUGUCAGGAUAUUGCCUGUAUCUUGGAUAGUGCUUUCUCAAUGUGGCUUCCAAACAGAGCCUGUGUACAAUAGCAAUAGAUGAAAUGGACUUUGUAUGACUGAAGAUGGCAUAUAUGGCACCAGCAAAAGGACAUGCCUGAGGGAUCCAUUUGGACUGGCAUUCGAUUGUGACUGUAAUGGGGAGGUUUCUUUUUAAUACAUUUAAUACAUGUGUUAGUUCGGUAGCCAAAGACCAGAAUUCUGGUGAACCUGGUUUUGUCGGUUAAAGUUGUUUCUUUGCUGUUUCUUGUUGCUUAAGGGUUACUCCAUAAGAAUUGGGAGGGUGCCCGGUGAUAUCCAUUGGGCAAUUCCUGAUAUUCAGUUCUAAAGUGGACCAAAAUUUGUCCAUAAGGCCCUGUGUCCACCAGUCGUGUUUUUUGCGCUGACAGUGCCCUUAACCGCCUUUUCUCAGUGCUUUGGUCGGCGCUCUCUACACUUGUUGUGAGGUAACAAGGAUUCCCCUCUUCAAUUUUGAUUGUUCAUUGAGAGAAAAGUCUCAUUGACGAGCCAAGCACUGUUCUGAAAGUUGAACAGACCUUCAGCGCUCUGAGUGCUGCGGAAAAAAGGCCACCGAGGGCACUGAGCACUGUGAACACAUAGAAUUUGUGUUGAAAAUAGCCGCUGUCAGCACAAAAAACGUGAUUAGCGGAUACAGGGACUAAAAAUGCCAAUUUCAUUUAUCCUUUUUGGAAGGACCGCAUGAACUGUAAAUUAUGGCCUAUGGCCAACAAGUGUUAGAUCCAACCAUACCAUCUACCAUCUCCUCUGGACCUGUCUGAAGUUGUUUGUAUUGAUAUGGGAAAAUCACAUUGGUUUUUAAACCAGAUCUACUUAUGAUUAAUUAUGUACAUAAGUAACACCAGCCAGUCAGAAAAUGGUAUUUGAGUAUCUUGGGUACUUGAGUAUCUUUUUCUUAUGCUGACAUCAUUGUUAAGACCACUUUAUCACUAUCUUUGGCUAGCGUGCAAUAGCCAGAAAAUUUGGGUUCAACUCCUGGCUUCGACAUUUGUGCCCUUGCUCAAGGCAUCUAACCCUGAGUUGCUCUGAGGACAAUGGCCCUAUAACAUAAUUGACCUGUGUAAAUCUCUUUGGAUGAAAGUGUCCUCUAAAAUUAAGAAAAUGUAAAUGUUAUCUAAAGCACAUCAUCCUUCAACUGGCUGUUUUAUUUUGUGUAGCUGGGUAAGUCUAAUGUGAUUUUUCCCAGUUUUAUUUGAUCUGAUUCAAGAAACGUAUUUUAUGCCACUGAGCUUAAAAGUUGUGUAUAUCUUUUCUCUUUUAUCACCCAUUUCGACUAACUUGGGAAAAAAAAUACAAUGUCAGACUUCAACACUGUUAUCAUUUUUUCUUGGAAAUAACAGCUUCAAACUCAUUUUUGUACUUUUGCCACAGUAAGGAGAAUGGUGUCUUGGACAGUGGCGAUGUGCUCCCAGAACGUCUGGUAUUGCACUGUGUAGCUCAGUUUUUUUGCUACAAUGUAGCACAGUAUUGUAACAAAAACUAAAAAUAGGUUUGCAUAUCAUGCUGUCUUUCCAACAGGGCAGUAAUAUUGGUGUUUUUACAGAAACAUCAAAAUGUAGGCCAACCUUAAGAGCAGUACAACUUUGAGGUUGUAGUGCUUUACAAUUUAUAAAUAACUUGAGAACAAAAAAUCUGCAUUUUCCAGUUGAUGUAAAAAAAUAUCUGCAUUUGUUUCAGUCAACAGGGGAUCAGUGGUGAUGUACAAUAGGUAGGACAGUAAUUCCAAUGUGAGAUUAGAAACCUACACGUUACUAAUCCAGAGUGUACAUUUUCGGACAAAACAAUACGGUUUUGUUGAGAGAUAUUUAAAAUACUUAAAAAUAUUUAAAAAUGAGGUAAACAUACUGAAAUUAGAAAGGCAUAUUUCAGCAACGGAAUAAAAUGCCAGGCUGAAAGUUUCUAAGAUAUGGGGGACUGUUUGGACAAAAAGACCAAAACAUCUUAAUUUCCAUAAACCAGUAGCCUUCUUUUUCUACUAUCUGUUAUUGGUGGAAAUCAGCUUUCUAUAUACCUUACUGUACGGGAGUUUCUAAGACCACUUCCAAUUUUGUUAAUGUCAUUGUGAUUUUUGUUGUGAUUCCCAAUUUGGCAUUGGGGGUUUUGAUAUGCCGUUGUGGUUUGUGAUAUGCUGCCUUGGCUCUGAGUUGCUGUAGAACUUUAUACGUGUUUAAACAGUUUAAUCACCACACAAUAUAUUACAAGUAAAUAUUAGCCUGGCCGUGUGUUUCAAUUUGAAUGUUUACACCUCAUUUGUACGGUAAAGAUGCUCAUAAAAUACCAGUAUUUGAAAUAGAAAUGGUUGUAUCUGGUUUUGUUGAUUCUAAAUAGAAUAUACCAUUAUAAGCAUAA